GCCCCGCCCCCCGGCAGUACCGCAACUGCGCAGGCAGGAGGUACCCGUGGAAAUGGCGGGUGUCCACACUUCUGGUACCGGUUCGGUUUCGGCCGCUUGCCCGAUCCAGCAGGGGCUGAAGGAAACACUGAUAGAGACACUGACAGCUACCCUGUCCCCGGUACAAGAGGUACGGGCUGCCGCGGAAGAGCAGGUUAAAGUUCUGGAAGUGACGGAGGAGUUCGGUGUGUAUCUGGCAGAGCUGACGGUCGAUCCUCAGGGAGCGCUCCCCAUCCGUCAGCUGUCCUCGGUCCUGCUGAAGCAGUAUGUGGACACUCACUGGUGCUCUGAGUCAGAGAAGUUCAAACCUCCAGAAACGACCGACAGGGCGAAGGGGGCGAUCCGGGACGUCCUCCCUGGGGGACUGCGGGAGCCCGUGGGCAGGGUGCGGUCCAGCGUUGCGUACGCGGUAUCCGGCAUCGCUCAGUGGGACUGGCCCGAGGCCUGGCCCCACCUCUUCAGCCUGCUGGUGGAGCUGCUCGUCAGCGGCGACCUGAACGGCGUCCACGGCGCCAUGAGGGUCCUCACAGAGUUCACCCGUGAGGUCACGGACACGCAGAUGCCUUUGGUGGCUCCCGUUAUUUUGCCAGAGAUGUACAAGAUCUUCACCAUGACAGAGGUCUACAGCAUUCGCACCCGAUCCAGAGCUGUGGAGAUCUUCACCACCUGCGCCAAGCUCAUCGCUGCCAUCCAGGAUCUGCAGAAGGGUGCAGCCAAAGCUCUGAUCUUGCCUGUGGUGCCGCAGUUCACCCAGGCGUUUAUCCAGGCCCUGCGCAUCCCCGACGGGCCGUCCUCCGACUGCGGCCUCAAGAGGGAGGUGCUUAAGGCUCUGAUGACUCUGGUGAAGAAUUUCCCCAAAAACAUGGCGCCUUCCAUGCAGCAGAUCCUGCCCGUGGUGUGGAGCCUGCUGACGGAGAGCGCCUCUCAUUAUGUCAGAACGGAGGUGAACUACACCGAGGACGUGGACGACCCCGUGGACUCGGGCGGCGAGGUUCUGGGCUUCGAGAACCUGGUGUUUACCAUCUUUGAGUUUGUCCACACGCUGCUGGAGACCAGCAGGAUGAAGAGCGCAGUGAGGAAGACUCUGCCGGAGCUCUUCUACUACGCCAUCCUGUACAUGCAGAUCACGGAGGACCAGGUGAAGGCCUGGGCGGCCGACCCGCAGCGGUUUGUGGAGGACGAGGAUGACGACACCUUCUCCUACUCAGUGAGGAUCUCAGCGCAGGACCUGCUGCUGGCUUUAGUGACUGAGUUCCAGGAUGAGAGUGUGGCGGCUUUGGUGGUCGCCACCGUGCGGCACCUGCAGGAGGCGGAGCAGGCCAGAAACGGCGGCAGAGAGCACUGUCGCCUGGAAAGCGUCUGCACAAUGCCAUCCCUUCCUCUGCCGCCCUGGGUGGCCAGCCGCUUCAUAGUCGCCAUGACGCCCGGCCUGCUCCUGCAGCUCCUCCAGGCCACCGUCAGCGGCCUGAGCGCCAGCCAGCCUCCCGCCGUCCGGAUCUCUGCCGCGCCCAGGUACUGUGAGCAGCUGAAGCUCUCUGGGAGCACGCAGGUGCUGCUGCCCUUCCUCCCCGGCGUGCUGGACGGCCUGGUGCCGCUGGCGGCUCCGUUUGGCCCGGCGGUCCUGGCGCUGGUUCUGGAGACGCUGCGCGUGGUGUGCACCGUCGACCCGUCCUUCACCGCCAGCGCCGAAAAGAAGAUCUGCCCCCUCACCAUCGCCGUCUUCCUCAAGUACAGCAAUGACCCGGUGGUGGCCUCUCUGUCCCAGGACAUCUUUAAGGAGCUGUCCCGGAUCGAGGGGUGUCGGGGCCCCUUGCAGACGCGUCUCAUCCCCACCCUGAUCAGCAUCAUGCAGGCCCCCCCCGACAAGAUCCCGGCAGGGCUGUGCACUACGGCGGUGGACAUUUUGACCACGGUGGUGCGGCACACUGCCCCCCCCCUGCCCCCGCUGCUGCUCUGCCAGGCCUUUCCUGCGGUGGCUCAGUGUGUCCUGCACACGGACGACAGCGCUGUCAUGCAGAGCGGGGGGGAGUGCCUGAGGGCCUACGUCUCCGUGGCGCUGGAGCAGCUGCUGGAGUGGCGGGACCAGCAGGGUCGCGGCGGCCUGUGGUAUGUCCUGCAGGCAGUCUCCCGGCUGCUGGACCCGCGCGGGUCCGAGCUCGCCGCCGCCUGCGUGGGCCGCCUGGUGUCCUCGCUCGCCGCCCGGGCCGGCCCCCUGCUGGGGGGGCAGCUGGACCAGGUCCUGCGGGACGUCCUGACCAAGCUGCAGCAGGCCAACAACCUCAGCGUCAAGCAGUCCCUCCUCAUGGUGUUUGCGCACCUGAUGGUGUCCCGGCUGGAGCCGCUGCUGGAGUUCCUGUGGGGCGUCCCCGGACCGGCAGGACGUCCCGCGCUGGACUUCCUCAUGGCCCAGUGGGUGAGCCACCAGCACCUGUUCUACGGCCAGUACGAAGGGAAGGUCAGCACGGUGGCGCUGUGCAGACUACUCCAGCACGGCCUCAGCACCGGUGACCCGCGGCUGGAGGGCAUCCGGGUGAAAGGGGAGGAGCUCUUCAGUCCCGGAGAGGGCAUCCGCACGCGCUCCAAAAGCACCAGGAACCCAGAGAGAUGGACCAACAUUCCCUUGCUGGUGAAGAUCUUCAAGCUCAUUGUCAACGAGCUUUCGUCUGUACUGGAGGAGAAUUCCAACAGAGCUGCUGCUGGAGACUGCAGCCAAGAUUUGGGGGAUAUGUGGGAGGCACAGGAGGAGGAGGAGGAGGAUGAUGAUGCAGAUGAAGAGGAAGGGAAGGGUGAAGGGCUUGCCAGACAGCUGCUCUCUGACCUCAUUGCCUCUCAUAAAUAUGACGAUGAUGAUGACUUUGAAGAGGAAGAUGAGGAAGACCCAGAUGCCUUGAAAGACCCUAUUUAUCAAAUUGACCUGCAGGUCUACCUGACGGACUACAUUUCCCAGCUUGCACAGCUGCCGUGCUACAGCGCCUUCUCUGGCCACCUGAACGAAGCCGAGAGGAGAGUGCUGCAGUCCAUCGGCGUCUAAAAUUGGAAUAAAUUGGUGAAAAAAAAAAAAAAUUUUAGGCUCUGACACGGGGUGUUGCAAGGCUGUCUCUUCUGUUUCUUGGAGAAACGGACAGGCCUAAAACACAGAUCAUCUGUACAGGACGAGCAGUCAUGAUCCAGGCCAGGUUUUCCCUCCAAACUGUGUUCCUGCUCUAGUUUGGUUAAAAAAAUAUAACAAAAAUAUGUAUAUAUGUAACCAAAAAUAACUCCACUAUGAUGUGGUUGUUCAGGAAGUCUGUUCAUAGGACAAAUUUGGCCUGUUGGCAGUGUUGGUCAUUUUUUAGGUGACUAUAAUAUAAACAUAAUUAUAUGGUUCGUGUACAGUAGAUUAAAAAAUGAAUGAACAAUGGAUGCAUUUUUAAAGUACAUGGUGUUAAAAAUGAAUUGGUCAUUUGCACCAAUGGAACUACUUCAUCUGAUUGUGUUCUUAAUCUGUCCUGAUUCUGUUGUGCUGGUUUCCUGUCACAAUUUAAUAUUGAUGUAUUUAAUAUAUCUUUAAUAUCCUUUGAAUUAAUGAGCUUUUCAAUGAAUUUUUAAUAGCAUUUCUGGCAUUAUGGUGAAUACUUUUGUAACACAUUUUGUCAUCAGUGUUUUGGGGGCGGCUGCUUUGAUUGGUAUAUUCAGAUCAGUGCUAACCUCGCGCAGGGCACUGUUUCAUGAAGCAGGUUUAGCGAGUUAGCCAGAUAACCGAGUAAAACCCAGAACAGCUCUUUAUUUUACUUAAGUCCAUGUUCAUGAUUUUGGAGGGUUUCCGGUUUUACUGGGUGCAGUUAUACAGUUAACUAGGUAAUCUUGCUUCCUGAAACAGGGCCCAGGUAAGAUAUCACUGAGUGACCAUUACUGAAGUGAAAUAUACUGAAAAGUAUUGAAGUGAAAUAUGUUAUCAGUCUACUGAGCUGUUCAUAAUACAUCGCUGAAAAUACAAAUUAUUGCUGCUUUGAGGUAUUUCAGUCUCUUUUUAAGGAAUGUGUGCUUUUCAGCCAUAGACUAGGCUGUUACUCAGUUUAGUCAGCAAAGCAGCGAUGUUGCAACUUUGAAUACUUGUCUGAGUUGAUUGGUCUGUAAUGCCAUGCUGUUGGAUGGCUUUUUGAAUAAAUAUUUUUAUAUGCACGAUGAAAA
Anguilla rostrata (American eel) is the source of this 4209-nucleotide messenger RNA. RefSeq names its product importin 9 (gene ipo9). Gene Ontology annotation, cellular component: nuclear envelope; cytosol. Gene Ontology annotation, molecular function: small GTPase binding. Gene Ontology annotation, biological process: protein import into nucleus. NCBI's taxonomy places the organism in Eukaryota, Metazoa, Chordata, Actinopteri, Anguilliformes, Anguillidae. The coding region runs from base 53 to 3070 and encodes 1005 amino acids. The transcript has 24 exons. The record is from RefSeq and is a predicted model, not a curated record.